Molecule: messenger RNA, 706 nt
Organism: Chlamydomonas reinhardtii
Lineage: Eukaryota; Viridiplantae; Chlorophyta; Chlorophyceae; Chlamydomonadales; Chlamydomonadaceae
Exons: 2
Coding region: 354-566 (70 amino acids)
Source: RefSeq, a predicted model, not a curated record
GUGACAGCUUCUGAGCUUCCUAGACAGCACCCUCGCCGCAACUAUCACCAAGCGCGGCACGAUAAUUAGAGACGGGCAGACGGCAUCCCUUAAAGCCGCAGCAGACAGCCACUUGACACCCAUGCAAACAGGACGGACCCUUAGCACCGGCAUAAAGAGACCACCCCUUCGGCACCCCUAGAUAGCCAAUAGAUGCGCCAAUAGAUGCGCCAGCAAGCAAACAAAAGACAAACACACACGCAUGCGGACAGCCAUAGCCGUCGCUAACUCCGUUGCCGCUCGCUCCGUCGGUCCGGCGCGCGACCCUGAGGAGAUAGAAGCAACACGACGGGACACCGGAGGGCCGCAAGGGCAUGGUGUGCGCCUCCGUCUUAUCACGCGAGCAGCAGUGGUGCCGCGUGUACUUUGCACGGGCGGCGCGUGGCGUGGUGGUUGGCGCGCGGCGCGAGUGGGAGCUGGCAGUUGCGCGGGGGCGCGUGUGGGAAGCUGCUGUGGAGUAUGGCGGAGCUCUGCGGGCUAUGGCGGUUGGCGCGCAGCGCGAGUGGGAGUGCGUAGUUGGACAGUGAGGCGUGUGGGAAGCUGCAACAGGGUACGGGGGGGCUUGGCGGAGGCUGGUGGUUGGCGCGCAGCGUGAGUGGGACUGCAUAGUCGUGCGCGUGCCGUGUGGGAAGCUGCGUGUGUGAGCUGCGUGUAAACUCAGAGAGAC